Molecule: messenger RNA, 3731 nt
Organism: Lynx canadensis (Canada lynx)
Lineage: Eukaryota; Metazoa; Chordata; Mammalia; Carnivora; Felidae
Gene: RIPK4
Product: receptor interacting serine/threonine kinase 4
Exons: 8
Coding region: 1-2358 (785 amino acids)
Biological process (GO): protein phosphorylation
Molecular function (GO): protein binding; ATP binding; protein kinase activity
Source: RefSeq, a predicted model, not a curated record
AUGGAGGGCGAGAGCGGGAGCCCGUGGGCCCUGGGGCUGCUGCGCACCUUCGACGCGGGCGAGUUCGCCGGCUGGGAGAAGGUCGGCUCGGGCGGCUUCGGGCAGGUGUACAAGGUGCGCCAUGUCCACUGGAAGACGUGGCUCGCCAUCAAGUGCUCGCCCAGCCUGCACGUCGACGACAGGGAGCGCGUGGAGCUUCUGGAAGAAGCCAAGAAGAUGGAGAUGGCUAAGUUCCGCUACAUCCUGCCCGUGUACGGCAUAUGCCGGGAGCCCGCCGGCCUGGUCAUGGAGUACAUGGAGACCGGCUCGCUGGAGAAGCUGCUGGCCUCCGAGCCGUUGCCGUGGGACCUGCGCUUCCGUAUCGUCCACGAGACGGCCGUGGGCAUGAACUUCCUGCACUGCAUGUCCCCGCCUCUCCUCCACCUGGACCUCAAGCCCGCAAACAUCUUGCUGGACGCCCACUACCACGUCAAGAUUUCCGAUUUUGGGCUGGCCAAGUGCAACGGGCUGUCCCACUCCCAUGACCUCAGCAUGGAUGGCCUGUUCGGCACCAUCGCCUACCUCCCCCCAGAGCGCAUCCGGGAGAAGAGCCGGCUCUUCGACACCAAGCACGACGUGUACAGCUUUGCCAUUGUGAUCUGGGGUGUGCUCACACAGAAGAAACCGUUCGCAGAUGAGAAGAACAUCCUGCGCAUCAUGGUGAAGGUGGUGAAGGGCCACCGCCCCGAGCUGCCGCCCGUGUGCAGAGCCCGGCCGCGGGCCUGUGGGAACCUCGUGCGCCUCAUGCAGAGGUGCUGGCACGGGGAGCCGCGAGAACGGCCCACCUUCCAGGAAAUUACGUCUGAAACCGAGGACCUGUGUGAGAAACCCGAUGGUGAUGUGAAGGAGACAGCUCAAGAUCUGGGCGCGAAGCAGCCCCUAGAGCCCAAGAGCCCGAAGCCCGUGUGCUCGCCUCUCAAGCGGGCCUCCGCCCCGACCUUCGACAGCAACUACAGCCUCUCCGAGCUCCUGUCCCAGCUGGACUCGGGCACCUCGCAGACCCUCGCGGGCCCGGAGGAGCUCAGCCGCAGCUGCUCCGAAUCCAGGCUGCAGUCGGCCAGCAGCAGCAAGAGGCUCUCGGGGGUGUCUUCCGUCGACUCUGCCUUCUCCUCCAGAGGGUCGCUGUCCUUGUCUUUCGAGCGGGAGCCUUCCACGGGCGAUCUCGGCACGGCAGACGUCCAGAAGAAGAAGCUCGUGGAUGCCAUCGUGAACGGGGACACCAGCAGGCUGAUGAAGAUCCUCCAGCCCCAGGACGUCGACCUGGUCGUGGACGGCGGCUCCAGCCUGCUGCACGUGGCCGUGGAGGCCGGGCAGGAGGAGUGCGUCAAGUGGCUGCUGCUCAAUAACGCCAACCCCAACCUGACCGACCGGAAGGGCUCCACCCCCCUCCACGUGGCCGUGGAGAAGAGGGUGCGGGGCGUCGUGGAGCUCCUGCUGGCCCGCAAGAUCAGCGUCAACGCCGCGGACGAGGACCGCUGGACGGCCCUGCACUUUGCGGCCCAGAACGGGGACGAGUUCAGCACGCGGCUGCUGCUGGAGAAGAGCGCCUCCGCGAACGAGGCGGACUGCGAGGGCCGCACCCCCGUGCACGUGGCCUGCCAGCACGGCCAGGAGAGCAUCGUGCGGAUCCUGCUCCGCCGGGGCGGCGACGUGGGGCUGCGGGGCAAGGACGCCUGGGGGCCGCUGCACUACGCCGCCUGGCAGGGCCACCUGCCCGUCGUCAAGCUGCUGGCCAAGCAGCCGGGCGUGAGCGUGGACGCGCAGACGCUGGACGGGAGGACGCCGCUGCACCUGGCCGCCCAGCGGGGGCACUACCGCGUGGCCCGCGUGCUCAUCGACCUGCGCGCGGACGUCAACGUCUGCAACCUGCUCUCGCAGACGCCCCUGCACGUGGCCGCGGAGACGGGGCACACGAGCACCGCCCGGCUGCUGCUGCACCGGGGCGCCAGCAGGGAGGCGGUGACCUCCGAGGGCUGCACCGCCUUGCACCUGGCGUCGCGGAACGGGCACCUGGCGACCGUCAGGCUGCUGGUGGAGGAGAAGGCCGACGUGCUGGCCCGGGGGCCCCGGGGCCAGACGGCCCUGCACCUGGCCGCCGCCGGCGGGCACACGGAGGUGGUGGAGGAGCUGGCCAGUGCCGACGCGCUCGACCUGUCCGACGCUCAGGGGCUCAGCGCGCUGCACCUGGCCGCCCGGGGCCGGCACGCCAAGACGGUGGAGACGCUGCUUCGACACGGGGCCCACGUCAACCUGCAGAGCCUCAAGUUCCAGGGCGGCCCCGUCCCCGACCCCGCGCUGCUCCGGCGGAGCAAGACCUAGCCUGGGGACCCCGUGCGGGGUCCCUGGCCCGUCGCGUUCCGCCGCGGGGACAGAAUGACGCCGGGCCGGCCGGCGCCGCGCGCCUCGUCUGCGGCCCGGCGGGGCGUUGACCGGGCGGCCGGCGAGAGGCCGGUGACCGCCGACUCCUGAUUCGUCCGGGGCAUCCGCUCGGCCGCGUUUCCCUCCGGAGGCAGCUGGCGAGAAUGCACUUGGCUGUCGACCCGUCCGCCGCUCGGCAGCCCCGCCUUCCGCGCUGGGGGGUGGGGAGGGAAGACGGGUCGGAAUCAUUUCGUGGCGUGUCUUGCUCCUACUGUGGGUCCGUCGGUGGCAAAGCCGUGGGUGGGGCGCAGUUCACCCCGGCCUCAGCCGAGCCACCUGGGACCGCUCGGAGCGCAGCUUCUGGGGAGGCGGGAGCGGGAGGCGCCGUGUCUUUUUAUCUGCGUACCCAGCGGCAGGCAGAAGACCCUGUUUCCGGAAGUUUUAGUGGAAUUCUUGUUUCGUAGGCUGCCUUUAAUAGACGAACGCGGAAUCGCCUGUUGCUUUAAACCUCUUAAAAAAAGUCCGUGUCGGCGGGUUGUCUGGUUUGUGAAGAGUGAACGUAAAGUCAUAAGGUUGGUUUUGAAAAGCGAACGAACAGCAAAUCCGACCGGCUCUUUCAUGUCCGAGUUUGCCCUCCGCUCAGCGGUCGCGGGGGGCCGCACGCGCACCCCGACGGUGCUACUUGCCGUCGUUCCUUGUUGCCCGAGAGGCGUUUGGAACUCUGGCGCGAACUGUGGCAAGACAACGUUCAUGCUUCAUCGUUUCGGUUCGGGACGUCAGUGUUAUUUAGCUAGACGAGCCCCCCUCAGCCGGGGGUUUCUUUCCCGCUCUGAUGUUUGGUGCGGCGGUUAUCCGUGCGGAGUGCUAGUGUCCUGGGGUCUUAGGAGUUUUCUGACCUGCCGGACAAACGCCUGCGUCGUGCGGGAGCCUUGGCCUUAGGAUGUCACCCCCGAGGCGGCUCUAGGAGACAACGGCACGCUCUUGGAUGUAAAAGAUGCAAUCCUAGCCGUGUUCCUUCCGUGUCCCCUGUGGUGCCCCCUGUGGUGCCCCCUGAACACUGUGGACUAGGUUUGCCGCAGGGCGUGAGCCUGCGUGCAGACAUGUGCUGUGGCCUGGUGCACAAUACCGAGAUUGACGUUAACGUACCGUGUAUGUUAAUGUGAAUCUGUGGGCAGGAUACUUCUUUUCUAUGACAGGAAAUAUCCGUACCGCUUAGAACUGGCUAUGUUUUAAUAUGCCUCCUGCGUUCACUCCAAUAUGCUACCGUUGUAUAGAACGUGUGGAAGACAGUUCUGUUCAAUGCCAAUAAAACGAAGUCCUCUUCUACUCUUGGA